ACUCCACUGUUAGACAGACUCACAACCCCAGGAGGAGUGACAGCCUGUGCUCUCUCAUCCACCCAGAGAGCAUCGCCGUCCGGUGAAAGAAGCAGCCAGGGAGAAGAAGACUAAAGUCCUGCUCCAUCUUCCCUGCCUGCCUCUCACCCUCCACCCUAGGCCAGUUUCUCUAGCAUGUGAAGGGCGUCCUUCUCUCUCUCCUGGACCUGGUGAACAUGCUCAGGCUUUCGAGAAGAGCUUCAAAGCAACGGAUUGAUCUGCAGUCCUAUGACAUAAGCAAGUGAAGAGAGGAGGAAGAGGAGGAAGAGGAAGGUAAACGAACCCUGUGAGGAGAGGUCCAGAGAGGAAGAGGAAGGAGAACGAGCCCUGUGAGGAGAGGUCCAGAGAGGAAGAGGAAGGAGAACGAGCCCUGUGAGGAGAGGUCCAGAGAGGAAGAGGAGGGUGAACAAACCCUGUGAGGAGAGGUCCAGAGAGGAAGAGGAGGGUGAACGAACCCUGUGAGGAGAGGUCCAGAGAGGAAGAGGAAGGAGAACGAGCCCUGUGAGGAGAGGUCCAGAGAGGAAGAGGAAGGAGAACGAGCCCUGUGAGGAGAGGUCCAGAGAGGAAGAGGAAGGAGAACGAGCCCUGUGAGGAGAGGUCCAGAGAGGAAGAGGAGGGUGAACUCAUUCCAUGGCAGCCAGCACAGAGAACAUCCCCUUAGGGGAGCGCCCCCCGCACUUCAAGUCCAGGGACUCUCUGACCCCCGUGACCCCCGCAUCCCCCGUGACCCCCACAACCCCCCCGACGCCCCGCACCACCCACACGGAGAGCACUGUCUUCAGCCUGUCCCGUAGCCAGUCCCUCUGGGCGCCAGGCCCCAGCACCCGCACCCGAGACGUGUACUGGUUCCCUAUUCACCUGAUGACCACCGGGGGCAGCAUACUGGCCUGCGGCAUGCUCAUCAGUGGGCUCUUCUUCUAUGGUCACAACAGAAAGGUGACCAUCAUCCUCGGUCCGGGCCUGGUGUCUAUUGGUCUGAUGGUGCUGGUGGUGGGGUUGGUUCUGAUCCCCGUCACCAAGGACAACAAAAAGAUGGCGUCCAUGAAAAGGCCUCUAAGCUGUUACAGGCCACCGCUCUUCAACGUGUGAGCCGCAGCAGAGGUGGUUCGGGGACUGCUCGUACGAGCUGCUGGUGGUUUGAAACAUGAACUGACGGGGGCGGGGCUUUAGCUCGGUGAUAAUGGGUCUCAGGCGGCUGACAUCCAUUACACCCAAUUUUUAUUGGCAUUUCCAUUUUAUUCUUUCAGCAGAUGAUUUUGUGAAGCAAUGUACAAAUGGUGCAUAGACCUCAAAUGCACAGUGGCAUAAAUCUGUGCUUUUCAAAGACACUGCUGGAUCACUGAUUCAGAGACAAAGACAUUGACAUUGGUGGGUGAUUGUAUCCCUGUAUACCCUUCUCUGUGUACAUAUACAUAUGUCAACACUAGUGGAUGACACAAAUGUACAAAUAGUAGAUAGACUCUACUCAGUCAUCAUUUCAGAGACAGAAACAUUGAUGUUAGUGGACUGUUAUUGUAAUAUUUCCAGUUCAUUCAAGACACUCACGUGAUUUUGCAUUGGCGGAAUGGAUGUACAUGGGGAAGCGCUCCCUGCCUUCACUGCAGCAUGCAGGACAUGAGGCAGGGAGCAACGAGUUAAAUCCCCCACGGGGAGAACAGACAG
This is a messenger RNA of Osmerus eperlanus (European smelt), 1701 nucleotides long. RefSeq names its product phosphoinositide-interacting protein-like. Gene Ontology annotation, cellular component: plasma membrane. Gene Ontology annotation, molecular function: phosphatidylinositol bisphosphate binding; transmembrane transporter binding. Gene Ontology annotation, biological process: positive regulation of cation channel activity; phosphatidylinositol-mediated signaling. NCBI's taxonomy places the organism in Eukaryota, Metazoa, Chordata, Actinopteri, Osmeriformes, Osmeridae. The coding region runs from base 670 to 1128 and encodes 152 amino acids. The record is from RefSeq and is a predicted model, not a curated record. The transcript has 2 exons.